This is a messenger RNA of Strongylocentrotus purpuratus (purple sea urchin), 2347 nucleotides long. RefSeq names its product mitochondrial cardiolipin hydrolase. The transcript is spliced from 3 exons. The record is from RefSeq and is a predicted model, not a curated record. Lineage: Eukaryota; Metazoa; Echinodermata; Echinoidea; Camarodonta; Strongylocentrotidae. Bases 298 to 1023 code for a protein of 241 amino acids. Gene Ontology annotation, molecular function: metal ion binding; RNA endonuclease activity producing 5'-phosphomonoesters, hydrolytic mechanism. Gene Ontology annotation, cellular component: mitochondrion. Gene Ontology annotation, biological process: piRNA processing.
CGUAAUAUUUAAUGUUUAAACUUUGUUUACAGUAGCCUCAUCACGUUAUUUACUUCUUGCAGAACCAUCCGCUUCUUCAGGUCAAAGGUUAUAUUUACAUGUCGAUUACGCACGUGUACGAGUGUUCUGACUGACCAGUGCAACUUCGGACAUCGCCCGCUAGGCCUUGUAAGAAAUUGUUAUGCUUGAAGUUGAUUUAAGAAUAUUUGAUAACCGAAUUCUUUAACUGGAUUUUUCACAGAAACGCUCUUUUCUCCAAAUGCUGGCUUUGUGAAAAACAACAAGCUUCAAUUCUGGAUGAAAACUAUGUCAUUGACAACUGUUAAACAAGUAGUGGGUCUCACACUAGCAGUGGGAUUGGCAUCAGAGAUUGUCUAUUACCUAUGGAGACGCAGGCUGGUGUCUAGGUUUGGCAGUUACUUUCUCAGCAAGUUCAAUGGGUCCCCAACGGAAGCGAUUGACUCUACCUCAGAAGCAGAAUCAGAAGCCUUCACAGACCCAUACCUCUACAAGGUUCUCAUAUUCCCAGAUAAGGCGAGGCCGUGCAAAGCCCACCUCUGGGGAGAUGGCUGCCGGAUGGAGAAAUGCUGGUUCUCUCACGAUGAAAGAAACUCUGUGUACCAGUUCCUAUCCCACAUCCAAUCGGCUGAGAUGACCCUGGAUGUUUGCGUCUACGUCAUGACGGAUGUAGAGCUUGCCAAUUGUGUGAUAAGCAUGAAAGAACGGGGUGUGUUUGUGAGGGUGAUCACUAAUCUGGAGGCUCAGAAUUACACAGGCACGCAGGUCGGCAAAUUCAGAUCAAGAGGGAUUCAAGUCCGGACAAACACCAACUACCUCAUGCAUCACAAGUUUGUAGUGGUUGACAGAAAGAAGGUCAUCACUGGGUCAUUCAACUGGACGAGUCAUGCCACGACGGCCAACAACGAGAACAUGAUCAUCACGGACAAUCCACAGAUUGUUGAUCCGUAUGCGGACGAGUUUGACCGAUUGUGGAAGGAGUUUGACCCUGCAUCACAGAGCUAGUUGGUGCUAUGUGAAUCUAGACCUUUUGUACUGCAGCUGAUGUAUCAAUUGCUGUAAUGAACAUGGUGCCUUACUAUUACAGACCUCUACGUAAAUAAGUGUUAAACUGGAAAAUUGUCUAGAGUCAAGUGGAUUGUUGAAGGAGUUUUAUCCUGUAACAACAACAACAAAAAGGUUGCUCUUGUCUUACAAGCUAUAGUUGAAUUGAGAUAUAACGAUGGACCCCAUUUACACAAAGCAGCUUACUCUGUCAAAGUGAAUAUGGGUAACAUAUACUUACACUACAGGUGAAUGACCUUGUGUGAAUGAUUUUAGGUCAAAUUAAUUUGACCCUGUGUUGCGUUUGAAUAUAAAGAGCGUGUAGCCGUCAUACAUGUUUCCAACAGUGAAUUGGGAUGAAGAUCGAUGCUCAUUUGGAAUGUCAUCUCAGUUUUGGAUGUAGUGAGGAUCAGACAUUAGAAAACAUUACCAUAAACAGUCUAGGGAACUGGGCAAAGUACCCAUGUACCAAUUUGGCCACCAGAGAAUUUAAGUCACAUUAAAAAGAAAAUUGUAUACAUGAAUGACUUUCUUUACUUUCUAUAUUCAGUAUUAUCAACAAUGCAAUUUAAACAAUGCAAUUUAUACUAGUGUUUGUAAGUAAUCAAGUUAUUGUAUUAGAACUAAUACAUUUUUGAUGCUUACUAUGCUGCAACAUAUAUGCAUGUAGGAUCAUCAAAAGUGAAGGGAACAAAUUUAGAAAAAUCCCUUUUUUAGAAAUAAACUUUUUGGUGCUAUUUGUGUGAUCUGACAUUUUUUCUGUGCUUGGGGGUGUUGGUUAUUACUUUGUUUCCGAUUAGACUGUCAUUGCUGAUUGCUGAUGUUUGUAGAGAAUGUACCAUUAAAUGUAAGUAAAAAGAAAAAUGGUUAACUUUGAAACAAGAGAUGAAACCAUACAAAUUAACUUUAACAGCUUUAGGUUUUCUCAAUCGUAAUUUGUGUCAUUUAUUUACAUGAAGGCCUAAUUCUACAAGUAUAUCCACUUGUAUUUGUUUAUUAAAAUGCAAAAUCAAUUUUAUGCAAGGUGAAGGGCUAUUAUUAUAAGGUUAAGUAAAGUAUUUUAUCCCUAAAGGCUUAAGAACUACUGAGCAACUAAUCAUCACAUUCUGCAAGAAUUUUUUGUAUUACAUAUAUAUUUUUGUAUUCUUUUCUGGAGGUACUCAUUGCAAAUUACUUGUCAAAAUAUAUGCACUCUUUGAAAUAGUUUAGUAUGAUAUAAUUUGAUCAGUAAUGUAAGACGUUGUUUGAAAAAUAUAACAAAAUUUAUCAAAAUGUUCAAUCAUUA